CUCUCCUGUCAUCCCUCCACUGGGAACAUCUCCCUAUCAUCAGCAUGCCUACAGCUUGCACAAGGUGCACCUUGGGAGUCUGACCCACCAUGUGCAGAUGGACGCCGUCCGUAGCUCAUCUCUGUCCUGAGCCUGCCCUCGGCAUUGCCACUGCUGGGCGACCUUUUCCCCUGCCCAGUGCAGCCUCCCUGUGCCUGGCAUGCCUCACCCUGCUCCUGGUCACCUCCGGCACCGCCACAGGGGCCUGUCCGCCUGGGGUAGGGCAUGAACCCUUACAGGUGCUGGCGAGUGGCAUCAACUGUUCAUGGACAUUGGAGAGGCACACUCGCAGUUACAAUCACCUAGAGGGCGACGUCCGACUACGGCGACUCUACUCUGCCAACAAGUUCUUCCUCUGCAUUGACAAAACCGGCAAGGUGGACGGCACGCGGCGGAAGAACUACGCAGACAGUCUGAUGGAAAUCCGAUCUGUCAGUGUGGGAGUUGUCGCCAUCAAAUCUGUCAGCACCGGGCUGUACUUAGCUAUGUCCAAGAAAGGCACGCUCUUUGGAUCGGUGAAGUACAACCCAAGCUGCAAGUUCAAGGAGCGCAUCGAGGAGAAUGGCUACAACACUUAUGCCUCUCUCCGUUGGAAGCAUGGCGGCAGGCAGAUGUUUGUUUCGCUGAACGGAAGGGGCAAGCCGCGGCGAGGUCACAAGGCUCGGCGAAGGCAUCCAUCUACUCAUUUCCUGCCUAUGCUGCCCUCCUAGCUGCCCAAGUCUGAACACUUACCGGCAACCGGCUGGCUCACCUGACUCCUCACACUAGUGACAGCGACCUUUACUUUUAUGCUUCCAUUCUCCUGUCAAAAAAAUGUACAUUUGUCAAGGUUUGUAACAUUUGUAGAAAUAGUAUAAUGUGUACCUUUAAGUUAUUUUCUCUGUUUUCUCAUGACAGUGGAAUUAUAUCAUCAGACAUCUGUCUGGCUACAGUUUCUGUCUGUGUGUCUUGACUGCGCAUAAAGCAGAUGUUGGGUUACUUUGGGUGACUGUAUAAGGACUGAAAAAGGCCAGCGAGUGACUGAACAAAACAUGGCUCAUUGGUUCGGCUUCAGCCUUUGAUGCUACGGAAACACAACAAGGGAAGCAUCUGGUAUAGUGAAUACAAUAUUUGUCAAAAAGGCAAGUACCCCUGUUGACUGAAACACAAGGCAAAUCUUAAAAAGCAACAACUUUUACAUUCGGAUUGUUUCCUGGGAUAAACUGUAAGGACACUGAUCUUGACCUGAACCGCACAGAUGAGAUGAAAGUCUCUCCUAAAUACCCACAUUGACAAAUGUGUAUGUUUCUCUAUAUGUCUACACAUGACACUAAUACAACAGAAACUAAGCUAACUACUGGGAUAACAAGCUACAUUUCCUGAGGUGACCUUUUAUGUUUGUGCAUGCUUCUGACUGCUUCUAUCACCCGACAACUUACAGCUAAGAGACUGGGAAUCAGUAUCAGGAAAAAAAGUGUCACAUCAUGUGUCUGAUUCCUGGUGUAUGGUUCAGUCGUAAAAGAAUAUGAUACAUUUUGAGUUAAUGCAUUAUAGCAGUUGUAGGUACACCACAAGUCUUUACUAGCAACUUAAUUAACUUUUACACACUUAGAAAACAGUUACUGUCUCUCUGUCAAGUCUUGCUAACAUUUUCUCAACAAUAAGGCUGUUGCUAAUAGAACAAUUAAUAUAUUUAAAACAUUUUGUACUCUUUAACUGUUUGAAGUUGAUGAAUAUUGUAAUUGUUGACUUUUUGUGUUAAAUUGUAGUCAUACUGUUAAAAAAAAGAAGGGAAAAAAUAUAUUCCAGUCCAUAUUCAGCUCAUGUUGUAUGUUAUUACUACUGGUACUACACUGAUACAUUUGUGAUCCACUUAUCAUAAACAAAGUUUAGCUCUAGGCCAGUAACAGUAGGUUGUAUGUACAGCCAAAGUCUCUGAACAAACACUCUUUAGAUUCAUUUCAGCAAAGUUAUUUGAGUGCCUUGGUCCAUGCUGAGUUUGGUAAACUUCAAUAAAAAAUGUGCAUAACUCA
Molecule: messenger RNA, 2051 nt
Organism: Notolabrus celidotus (New Zealand spotty)
Lineage: Eukaryota; Metazoa; Chordata; Actinopteri; Labriformes; Labridae
Gene: fgf22
Product: fibroblast growth factor 22
Exons: 3
Coding region: 90-749 (219 amino acids)
Biological process (GO): cell differentiation; animal organ morphogenesis; positive regulation of gene expression
Cellular component (GO): cytoplasm
Molecular function (GO): growth factor activity; fibroblast growth factor receptor binding
Source: RefSeq, a predicted model, not a curated record